AUGUUCUCCAAGGCGAGAACCACGGAAACCGCGGACAGGGACGCGGAAGAGGAUUACGAUCCCGUCGCUCAUCGUCCCCCAGGACCCCUGACCACAGAUUUCGCUGCAAUGAUGCAUUUGCUGAAAGCCUCGGUGGGAAAUGGGAUGCUCAUCCUGCCAAAUGGAUUCAGAAGAUCCGGCUACGUGAUGUCAAUAAUCUGCAGUAUUUUUAUAGGCUUGUUAUGCACCCACACAGUUGUGGGAUUGGUGAUCGAGUUCCUUUCCGGUUUCGAAAUGGAUGUGCGAGUCUACAUAUUGGCCCUGUUCCCCUUCGCCUGUGGACUCGGUUUCGUCCCGAACCUGGCGUACCUGACACCAUUUUCCAUAGUGGGUUUUCUAUUCAUGCUCGUCGGCAUUUGCAUCGCCUUUUAUUAUCUGCUCGACGAUAUUCCCGAUCCUGGAAGGCUGCAGGCGUUCACGCACGUGAUGCCUGUGCCGAUGUAUUGCAACUUGAUGCUGUACGGUCUGCACAACGUGACCCUGUGCAUGCCGUUGGAGAACUCGAUGAAGAAUCCGCUCCAUUUGCCAUGGAUAGUAACGUUCAACAUGCUGUUUAAUACCGGCAUGUACACGGUAUUCGGCUUCCUCGGUUACAACAAAUACAUGAACGACACCUGCGACACGGUGAUCAAGAAUCUACCGAACGAGGAAAUACUCGCUCAAUUUGUAAAAAUAGCCAUUUCUAUUUCCAUCUUCUUCUCGCUUGGAAUAGCUUAUUACGUGCCAUACUCGGUAUUAUGGCCGAUGAUCGAGUCGAAACUUAAGUCCUACAGUUAUGGCAAAUUUAUGUUUCGUUUGGGUGCAGUGGUUGCAACAACAAUAUUGGCCAUCGCGGUCCCGAUUAUGGUUCCAUUGCUCGGCCUUCUCGCAGCUAUAAGCAUGACCACCGUGAUGUUAUUAAUUCCCACAGUAAUAGAAACAACAACAAAGUGGGAAAGAAGUACACGGUUUCUUUUAGCAAAGAAUAUCAGCAUUUCCUUCAUCUGGAUGCUUUUAUUGGUUUUCGGAGUUGCAGAAGGUAUAUUGUCCAUCGUCCGAGAAUACCAUGGCGUGAAAAUGAAAGGAUGCUGA
Messenger RNA from Colletes gigas, 1110 nucleotides. RefSeq names its product proton-coupled amino acid transporter-like protein pathetic. The record is from RefSeq and is a predicted model, not a curated record. Gene Ontology annotation, biological process: amino acid transmembrane transport. Gene Ontology annotation, molecular function: amino acid transmembrane transporter activity. Gene Ontology annotation, cellular component: vacuolar membrane. Bases 1 to 1110 code for a protein of 369 amino acids. The transcript is spliced from 6 exons. Lineage: Eukaryota; Metazoa; Arthropoda; Insecta; Hymenoptera; Colletidae.